GCCGCCACACGGAUCUCUUGUGGACAAUUGAAUAUGCCGAUGUGAUGGCUGGCGAAGGCGAGAGUCCAAGCAGCUCAGCCGAGCAAGAAGUUGAGACGGCAAACUCUGCCCCGCGCGGCAAGCGAGCGAGCAACGCUUGUACGCGGUGCCGUGAACGCAAGGUGAAGUGUUCGGGAUCGUUACCGUGUGCAAAUUGCCUGCGGAAGUCAGUCGAGUGUGUCUUUGAUAAGGAGGAUCGGAAAGUUGUUGUAUCCGAGAGGUUUCUUAAUGAGCUGAAACGCAAGUCGGGAUAUGGCGUGGACGGGAAAACCUCGACUUCCCCUACAGCUAAGCGAUCUCGACGUCAUCGAUCGAUGUCGCCAGCUGAUGCUGGUUUUCGUGAUGUGGUUAAUGCAACACCAGCGCCAUUAUUGAUAGAGAUCGACCACGGAGCCUCGCUGCCGGCACAUGGUUUCAAUCUUGACGACGGCACGACUGUCGUCGGCGGUGAAGAUGACCGCGAAGAGCGCCGUGGCUUUUCUAACAUGCGGAAUCCAUUAGCAAGCGGACCAUCAAAAUUCCUCACGGACGCAACGGGUAGAAGAAGAUGGCUCGGGCCUUCGUCAACUUGGGCAUAUAGUCGACAGGUACUCAACAUGAUCCAAGGUCAUCUCGGUCAGCAUGCAUCCCCAGAGGUUCCCCUCAACGUUGAUGCCGAAGCAUUCAAGUUGGACUGGCCAUCGUCCAGAGACGUCAUCCCGCAAGCCACAGUCGACAUUCCGUCUCUAGAUUACGCUCUAUAUCUUACAAACACAGUCAAGUUCCAUCUUGGGCAAACAUACCAUCUCUUUGACGAGGAAAGCUUCAUGACUGGGCUUUACGAUUUAUACAGAAGAGGGCCGAAGCUGGAACCAACAGCAGGUUCCAGAUUAUGGUAUAUCCAGUUUCUAAUGAUCAUGGCUUUCGGCAAGGCUCUCUUAGUCCCUGGAAACCCAAAUCAGACUCCUCCUGGAAGCAGUCUGGUGACGAGGGCUCUCGAGCUGCUUCCUGAUGUCCAUGGAUUGUAUCAAGACCCUGUACUGUCCGUGGAGAUUCUAUGCAGUCUUGCUCUAUACCUGCAGUCUGUAGACCACAGGAAUAGCGCUUACACCUACAUCGGCAAUGCAUUUCGAAUCGCUGUUUCUCAGGGUCUACACCGAGAGCCAUUGAAAAGCUUGGUCAAUGACAACGAAGCUAACAGACUCCGUUGCGUCUGGUGGACUCUUUAUAUCCUAGAUCGGAAGAUGUCGUCACUUAUGGGGGCCCCCAAUUCGAUACAAGAUAGCGACAUAACUGUUCAACUACCAAGAUCCGACCCAGUGGUUCACAAGUACAAGGCACUGGGCAUACACGUUGUGUUAUCUCAGCUGCUUGCCAAAGUUCUGAACACUGUGUAUGGUGUGGAUGGGAAGCUUGACCCAUCGUUUUUGAAGAGCGUACAAGAAGUUUUGAGAGACAUGGCAAGGCUGGCUCCGCAGCUUACGGCUGGGUUCGAGUUUAAGUUCAAUAAUUCGGAACCUGCUUCAAGGGUGUCUGCUACACUCAACUUGUGUUAUCACCAGUGUGUUGUUCUUGCAACUCGCCCGCUUCUCUUGUGCCUCCUACAAGACGUUCUAGGAAGGCAGGGAAAUCCGAACAGAGGCCUUGCGAGCCCAAUCAAAGCGCUGUUGAAGACAUCCUCAGACUCAGCAAAUAAAUCACUCCAGAUCUUGUCAACAUUACAGUCACAACACCUAUUGGAAUCUUUCCUCCCCUUUGACUUGGAGCAAGCAUUCUCGUCGGCUUUUGUCCUCACUUUGAUGACCUCCAUGCCUGGCCUUCCCGAACGAGACAACGAAUAUAUGCAAACCACAACUGAUAUACUCGCCCCCAUGAUUGCGCGCGGGAACGUAGUAGCCCGGUUCCGAAAAGAAGAACUCGAGAAGCUCCAAGAGAUACUACGCCUCGCCCAACGUCAACUUCACGCUCCACCGUCAGCUGCUGGUCAUGGCAGCAACAGCAUGCAAAACGAGGAUCAGACUUCACGGCGUAUCAACGUUGGAGACCUGCCAUCAUUUAAUACUGAACAGCCUACAGAAGCCGGUCCAGCAACUGGCAGUACAGCGAAUGGGCUCGCUUCUGAACAAAUGCUAUCAAUAGCGGGCUUGCUCGACUGGGAGCCAAACAUGGCCGCUUUCGACGAUGAUCAACUCGCGGGGAGUUGGUUGUGGACGGAGGCGAUUGCGCCGGAUUUUGACUUUAGUGGGGGCUUAAUGUGAUUGAUAGACGGGUUGCCAGACUGAUCCUCGGAUGUGUGCUUCCAAAAUCAGGUUUCUAGGAAUCAAGACAACUUACUAAAGUAGGCUUGAGGAGGAAAGACACAUGUCAGAGAGGGUCGGAUUCGCAGAUAAAGACAAUCUAAUCCUGUGGGGUAAUCGUUCGAUCAUUGACGACUGGACCAACAGCCAGCUACAACAGGUAGUCCCAUAUGCAAGUGGUAGCGGAGGCGCCAGGGGAAACCUUGCAAGAGGCGGAAAAGCUAGCUGGACUUCAUACUUGGAUGGCGAGACCCUUAUCAACUGAACUCGAAUAAGACUCCACAACAUUCCUGGUCUCC
Molecule: messenger RNA, 2614 nt
Organism: Colletotrichum phormii
Lineage: Eukaryota; Fungi; Ascomycota; Sordariomycetes; Glomerellales; Glomerellaceae
Product: fungal-specific transcription factor domain-containing protein
Exons: 9
Coding region: 45-2276 (743 amino acids)
Biological process (GO): DNA-templated transcription; positive regulation of transcription by RNA polymerase II
Cellular component (GO): nucleus
Molecular function (GO): DNA-binding transcription factor activity, RNA polymerase II-specific; sequence-specific DNA binding; zinc ion binding
Source: RefSeq, a predicted model, not a curated record